AUGGGGGACGUUGAGAAGCAUCAAGCACAACACCUCGAGGAGCUAGAGCGAGUGUCCACCAAGCAAGAAGACUCCCGCAAUGGCUCGCUGGACAAGAUCCAGACGCACGAGACCUUGGCCGCCGUUGAUGUGCACAACAAGCAGGCGUUUAAGGGUGAUGACUCUGAUGGACGGCUCGGAUGGACUGUCCGAAAUUGGUUCGCUGCUGCCUUCCUAGCCAUGCUGUACACAGGCUCCCAGAUCCUCCUCUACUUCACUGGAGGCUCCUUGUCCUACAUCGCCGUAGAUGUCGGCGGCGGCGCAGCAGUCGGAUGGAUCCCAGUCGCCAACACUCUCUCAAUCGCUGCCGUGUGUCCUUUCGUCGGAUACCUCCAGGAUCUCUUCGGAAAGCGCUACAUCGCCCUCUUCGGCGCUCUCUGUCUCUGCAUCGGCUGUGCAGUCAUGGGCACGGCCAACAGCCUCGGAGCAGCUCUAGUUGGACAGGCAUUCGCUGGUGCAGGAGCUGGCAUCGGUGAACUCACCGGUCUCGCCGGCCUCGCGGAGACGGUGCCAGUCAAGCAUAGAGGCUACUCCCUAGCUGUGCUCACCGCCUUCGUCCUCCCCUUCUGCCCUUACGUCCUCUACUCCGAACUCUUCUCCACGCGCUACACCUGGCGCGUUGGGGCCUGGAUCUCCCUCGCCUACAACGGUCUCACCGGUCUCGGCCUCCUGCUCACUUACUUCCCGCACGCCCAUACUCGAUCCGAGGGCAUGAGCACCUCGGCCACCAUCAAGCGUAUCGACUUCGUCGGCGGCCUUGCUUCCAUCGCCGGUUUGGUGCUCUUCCUCAUCGCCCUCCAAGCAGGCGGCAACACGCACCCAUGGAGUUCAGCAUAUGUCCUCGCUACCUUCCUCAUCGGCCUCGCGCUGAUUGCGUUCUGGGUCCUUUGGGAGGCCAAGUUUGCCAAACACCCCAUGAUACCCAGACAGCUAUUCAAAGGCCAAAAGGUCGUUGGGCUAGCCUACGGCGUCGCCUUUGUUGCCGGCAUGAACUUCUUCUCCCUCCUCAACUUCUGGCCUCUUACGAUCAGUCACGUCUACGACCCCGUCCCCGUUCAGAUCGGUCUUCGAGGCAUCUCCGUCGGCUUCGGUACGGCUGUCGGUGCGAUCUUCUGGAACGCUCUCCUCUCGACUUUCCCGGCCCACUGCAAAUGGAUCCUCUUCAUUUCAGCAGGCAUCCUCACUGCCUUUGGCGGAGCACUGGCGUCGAUGACUCCUAACAACGUCGUUUCCACUGUGGCUAUCGGCACCGCCGCGUCUUUCGGUCUAGGUGGUGUCAUCGUUCCGGCGGCUACGGUAGCUAUGAUCGCUGCUCCUGAUGCCCUCAUCACGACGGCUGCUGCGCUCUCGCUGUCGGUUCGCGCGGUGGGUGGCUCCAUCGGAUACUCGAUCUACUACAACGUCUUCAAGAAGAAGCUCACCGCCAAACUCCCUGCGCUGGUGGGCACUUAUGCUGUAGCGGCCGGUCUGAACCCAGAGUCAGCUGUCGACUUUGUCACGGUGUACGCCACGCUGGGCGCUGAAGCGGCGGCGGAGAUUCCUGGUGUCACAGCACGGGUGCUGGAGGGUGCGCUGACUGGAUCGCAGUGGGCUUAUGCUGAGUCGUUGCAUUAUGUCUGGUACACGAGCAUUGCCUUCGGCACUUGCGCCAUGAUCUUCUCGAUCCUCAUCGGCAACACCGCACGCUUCCAAACGAACAGAAUCGCCGUGGAGCUGUCUUAG
Molecule: messenger RNA, 1761 nt
Organism: Saxophila tyrrhenica
Lineage: Eukaryota; Fungi; Ascomycota; Dothideomycetes; Mycosphaerellales; Extremaceae
Exons: 3
Coding region: 1-1761 (586 amino acids)
Biological process (GO): transmembrane transport
Cellular component (GO): plasma membrane
Molecular function (GO): transmembrane transporter activity
Source: RefSeq, a predicted model, not a curated record